Molecule: messenger RNA, 860 nt
Organism: Magnolia sinica
Lineage: Eukaryota; Viridiplantae; Streptophyta; Magnoliopsida; Magnoliales; Magnoliaceae
Exons: 4
Coding region: 151-612 (153 amino acids)
Source: RefSeq, a predicted model, not a curated record
GAUGUUUUAGAUAGUGUAAAUCAAAGGCGAGACGCAGUCGAUAGAAGGCUCAACGAGAACGUGGUGUUUCUUGGUCGUUGAUUUUGGGAACUCCACAAGUCCUACCGGUAAUAAUUGCACACGUGGCAGGCAGGGACGAUUGGAUGAAGAAUGAUCCACAGGUUUCGGUGGGUCCCAGAAGAAAAAUGUUAUGGUGUUGGAAGAGAAGAUAAGGGGAGGGGAGGUGGUGGAAGAGAAAAGAAGCGAGGAAGAGAGAAAUGGUAUUUGUGGGUGCGAUUGCUGCUGCGGCAAUGGUUUUUUCGUCAGCUGUUCAAUCCCCAGACACGGAAACUCUCUCCAACAUACCUCAAACGCUAUCAGAGAAAUGAGUACACAGGGGAAGACGGAAAGCCGGCAAGGAUACAACGUCCAAAGUCAAGGAAGGCGGAGUCGUGUACCGUUAAAUGCGUCACCACAUGCAUCCGAGGGGGUGCUGGCUCCCCUGGUGAAGGCCCUCUCAAUGCCCGAAGGCCUCUCGUUGUUUUCAAGGAGGGGUUUCGAAGCCGUCAAUAUUGUCUGGUAGAGUGUUCAGAUAUUUGUAAUCUAAUCAAGGAUGGCGAUGAUGGGCCCUGAAAACAAAAUUGAUGGAACAGAAACCUCCAAGAUCAUUUGUUCAAGUUACUAACUUUUAUGUAUGGCCCCAAAUUCUGAACAGACUAGAAAGAUUAAUAGCUUCAUAUGUUGGGACAACAGGAUUACUGUCUUCAUAUGGUAAUGGAAGGAGGGGUCAAUGAGCUUCUUGUUUUUUUUUUUUUUUCUUGCUCUUUUGAGAGAGAGAGAUUGAAUAUUCUUGACACCAAGGGAGGAAAGAUACCAUAACU